ACGGUCGCGUGAUACCGAGAUAACAAACGUCGCCGCACCGACAACAAUGACCAACGGCGACUUUGCUGACAGGUUUUAGUGAGACGACGGGAUCAGCAACAGUAUUGAGAAUAACCGGAGCCGUGUGCCAAUCGUCAACGGUCGUUACACCGGUUCCGCGCGGUCACGGAAAUCGCUAACCGCCAGCCGCGCCGUACUUCUCCCGCGAGCACACGGCGUCGGUGACCGGUGUGAACGCAGCUGAAAAGCGCACGGCGUGUCGUCAAUCAACUGCGCGCGUUCGCACCAGCCCAAUAGUCGCCCGGUCCGCGUCCGCUGUGCACCAUGAAGUUCGUCCACGAGAUCAAGCAACGGUACGCAGCCACGAUUCAUAUUAGAUGUGAAGCAGAGGUCAAUGAUAAAAUUGAACAACUUGUAUUAGGAGGUUCAGAUAAAUUACAAAUAAUAUCAGAUUUUGAUCGAACCAUAUCAUGUUCAGAAUACAAUAAUAAACCAACCAUGAGCAGUUUUAGUGUGUUUGAAACAUGUGAUAGUUUGCCUGAAGAUUAUAAAGAAAAAGCUUUGGCCCUUUUAAAAAAAUACCGCCCAAUAGAAGAUGAUACUCAAAUGACUGUUGCUGAAAAGUUACCAUUCAUUGAACAAUGGUGGAGUGAGAGUCAAAAUCUGUUAACAGGCCUUUGUUUCCAGUAUGACGAUAUAAAAAAUUCCAUCAAAAGAGCAAACGUUAAACUUAGAGAUGGGUGUUCAGAUGCUUUUGAGAAAUUACACAAUCUAAAAAUCCCUGUUAUUGUUCUGUCAGCUGGUAUUGGUGAUGUCGUUCAACUCAUACUAGAGCAUGAAAAUUUGUUAACUGAAAAUGUAUCAGUCGUAUCAAACUUUUUAAAUAUGUCCAAUGACAAGAAUGGCUCAUCCAAAAUUCUAGGAUUUAAAGGAGAAAAACUAAUACAUGUAUUUAACAAAAAUGAACACGCAUACAUAGAUACACAUAAAAAUGAUACACAUUUAAGUGGAAGAUUGAACGUUAUCCUGUUAGGUGACUCAUUAGGAGAUGCAAACAUGGAUGGUGGUAUUCCAUACAAUACUGUGCUACGUAUUGGAUUUUUAAAUAGCGAUUUGACGGAACAUGAUAAUGAAUACUUGGAACAAUACAAACGAUCCUUUGACAUUGUACUAGUGCAAGACCAAACUAUGGGAGUGCUGAACUAUUUGUUGGAUGAAAUAAUUGGAAAAAAAUAGCAUCUUCUAACUGUACAUUGAGACAUAAUUGGAUUAAAAUGGCUAUUACCAAUCAUUGACAUACAUUAAUUUACAUUUAUAAAAUCUACUUUAUGUUAAAUCUAAUAUGUUAUAACAUUUUACUUGGUAAAUAAAAC
This is a messenger RNA of Sipha flava (yellow sugarcane aphid), 1373 nucleotides long. It is a transcript of the gene cN-IIIB, whose product is annotated as cytosolic 5'-nucleotidase 3. NCBI's taxonomy places the organism in Eukaryota, Metazoa, Arthropoda, Insecta, Hemiptera, Aphididae. Gene Ontology annotation, cellular component: cytoplasm. The transcript has 7 exons. The coding region runs from base 325 to 1236 and encodes 303 amino acids. The record is from RefSeq and is a predicted model, not a curated record. Gene Ontology annotation, molecular function: magnesium ion binding; 5'-nucleotidase activity.